AUGGAUUCCGGAAGAGGGGAGGUGAUUUUCGAGAGCGUGUUCUUCCGAUUAUUCAGUGACGGCCAUGUCGAGCGUACCGGCGGCAGGGGCACCGUGCCCGCUGGCUUCGACGCCGACACCGGAGUCACCUCCAAAGAUGUCGUUAUCGACGCCGCCACUGGCGUCGCCGCGAGGCUGUACCUUCCAGCCAUCCAGAGGGUCAGGACGCCAUCGGGGUCCGACAACAGCGGCACGACGAAGAAGCUUCCCAUCCUCGUCUUCUUCCACGGCGGCUUUUUCAUCGUCGGCUCAUCCCGUGACCCCAACUUCCACCGCUACGUGAACUCGCUUGUCGCGAACGCCCGCGUCGUCGCUGUCUCCGUCGACUACCGCCUCGCGCCUGAGCACCUGCUCCCUGCUGCCUACGACGACUCCUGGGCCGCGCUCAACUGGGCGGUGUCCGGCGCGGCGGAUCCUUGGCUGUCCGACCACGGCGACCUCGGCCGGGUAUUCGUGGGCGGCGCCAGCGCCGGCGCGAACAUCGCCCACAGCAUGGCCAUCGCCACGGGCAUGAACGGCGGUUUGCAAGCUGCACCGCCUGCUUCGGCGCGCAUAGAAGGCGUGAUCCUACUCCACCCUUCGUUCUGCGGCGAACAGAGGCUGGAAGACGAAGCAAAAGAGUUCUGGGAAGCGAACAAGAAGAGGUGGGCGGUCAUCUUCCCCGGCGCCAGCAAUGGAUCGGACGACCCCAGGAUUAAUCCGAUGGCUGCCGGCGCUGGUGAGCCGGGCCUGGCGAAAUUGGCAAGCAAGAAGCUGUUUGUCUCCACGGCGUCGGAGGAUCCCAGGGCGCCAAGGGGCCGAGCGUACUGCGACGCCGUGAGGACCGGCUGUUGGACCGGGAAGCUGCAGUGGUUCGAGUCACAAGGAUGCAGCGUCAACGCCUACACUGUGUCCGUGCACUGA
Molecule: messenger RNA, 942 nt
Organism: Miscanthus lutarioriparius
Lineage: Eukaryota; Viridiplantae; Streptophyta; Magnoliopsida; Poales; Poaceae
Source: the annotation of a GenBank genome assembly